Solanum lycopersicum (tomato) is the source of this 741-nucleotide messenger RNA. RefSeq lists its product as uncharacterized. The record is from RefSeq and is a predicted model, not a curated record. NCBI's taxonomy places the organism in Eukaryota, Viridiplantae, Streptophyta, Magnoliopsida, Solanales, Solanaceae.
AUUAUCUUACACCCCCCCCCACCCACCACCCCCUACCCCAACCCAAAAUCCAAAAUUUCGUAAUUCUCACUCCAUACCAUAAUACCCUUUUAAAACCCUCUAAUAUCAGUUCACUACCUACUUUAGACUAAAAUUUUACCAAAAUUUCAACUUGAUUUUGAUCUUAGAAGACCGAUAAAAAUGGCGAUUUCGGAUACUGUAGUGGGGAAUUUAACGACGUUGUACCUGUUAGUGAUAGCGGCAAUGAAGGCGUACGGAUUGAUGACAGGACGGAGCUACGGCGGAGUUUUUGUGCUGAUUGUGUCAACAGCUGUUGUAGGUACUGUGUUGAUUUUGAGUUUGACGUGGGAUGUGUCACGUAAGGUUACUAGGUGUGCUUUGACACGCGAUCGUCAUCUUACUCUGAAUCGGAAUCAGCCACGUCAUCAUUCCGAUGAGUUGUGUAGAGGUGGUAUAUGUUGGCACGGCGUUGCUGUUAGAUCUCCGGCGUCGCAGUUUCGGUUCCGGCUUCCUCAGCACCACCCUCGCUAGCGGUAAAGAUAAGUGAAAAUCGAGUGAUUUUAACUCACUGUAAGUAUGUAAAUUGUUUUGGAUCGAAUUUUUCUAUCUGUUUUUUUGGCUUUAUGACGAUCGAAAAUUUGGGGAAAAUCAGUGUAAAAUAGUCAUCGGAAUCGCAGUUUAGGCAUGUAAAUAAAAAUAUAUGUGCAAUCGGUUUUUUCUCGCUACGAGCUUUGACCUUUU